AUGGAUGAACCUGAAAGUAGUAGGCAGAAAGAGGUCAACAGUAAAAUUGACAAUCAAGUUGCUCCGGAUGGCAAGGAUGAUGUUGUCGAUGGGAAAGAAGAAAGGUUGGCUUCCCAAACCUAUGAUAGUUUACGAAUGCUUACUAAGGUUGAUGUUUUGCAAAUGAAAUUCAAUUCAGAGGAGGAUGCUUAUUCUUUCUACAAUGCAUACGCUAAGGUCAUCGGUUUUAGCAUACGAAGAAGUAGGAAACAAAUUUGUGGAGACAACAAAUUUGUAGAGAGUAGAAAAUGGGUUUGUUCAAGGGAAGGUGUAAGAGAGAAGAAAUACUUACAACGUGUGGAACGGUUUGUAACAAGUGUAGACCAAGCUCAAGCAAAGGCCAUGCGCAAUGUGGGUAUGAGAACGAGUCAAAUCAUGGAUUUUAUGGUCUAUCAAUCAGAGGGUUAUGAGGAGGUGGGCUUUAUUCACAGAGAUUUGCACAACCAGUUCCAAGCUGAGCGCAAAUACAACGUCGAUAAGGAUAACCGAUUAGACAAGAUUUUCUGGGCAGAUGGUAGGUCUCGGAUGGACUAUGCUGUAUUUGGUGAUGUAUUGGUAUUUGAUACAACUUAUCGUACAAAUCAGCAUAAGAAGCCAUUUGUGAUUCUAGCUAGCGUGAGUAACCAUUUUAUGACAAUCACAUUUGGAUGUGCUUUGUUGCCUGAUAAGAUAAUGGAUACAUACACAUGGGUGUUGGAAACGUUAAUAGAGGCCAUGGAUGGACAAAGACCUAUCUUUGUUGUAACAGAUGGUGAUAGGGUAAUGCGUCAGGCAAUCGAAAUAGUUAUUCCACAUUGCAGACAUCGUUUAUGUUCUUGGCAUCUGGAGAAAAAUGCCUCAACCAAUGUCCACACACCAGAAUUUACUAAUGAUUUCGCACUGUUGAUGUUAAAGAAAUGUAAAAUUGUUGAGUUUGACAAUGUGUGGGCUCGUAUGGUGAAACAAUACAAGUUGGAGAACAAUAACAGGGUGUUGGAGAUUCACCGCAAGCGUAAUAAGUGGGCUGAGGUGUAUUUUCGUGGUCAUAUGUUUGCUGGGAUGAGAAGCACUCAACGUGUCGAGGGUAUGAAUGCAUACUUCAAUAUGUUCCUAGAACAAAAGGUAAGGUUGUAUGAAUUUGUAGCACAAUAUGAUAGGGCUCUUGCUAGGAUGCGUGUUAAUGAGGCAAAAACAGAAUCUAAAACAGAGAAUAGUUUCCCGAUUUUGAUUACACCAUUGAGAAGUUUGGAAAAACAUGCAGUUGAGCACUUUACUACCUACCAUGAACCAUCUAUUCUGAAGUGUGAAAAUAAAGGUCUCCAAGUGAUCAAGAUAGGAAAGUUAAUUUUAAAAAUUCCAAAGUUUCCCUAA
Messenger RNA from Camellia sinensis, 1389 nucleotides. NCBI's taxonomy places the organism in Eukaryota, Viridiplantae, Streptophyta, Magnoliopsida, Ericales, Theaceae. The record is from RefSeq and is a predicted model, not a curated record.